This is a messenger RNA of Neocloeon triangulifer, 5742 nucleotides long. Its product is annotated as remodeling and spacing factor 1-like. The transcript is spliced from 18 exons. Gene Ontology annotation, biological process: regulation of DNA-templated transcription. Gene Ontology annotation, cellular component: RSF complex. The record is from RefSeq and is a predicted model, not a curated record. Bases 46 to 5547 code for a protein of 1833 amino acids. Lineage: Eukaryota; Metazoa; Arthropoda; Insecta; Ephemeroptera; Baetidae.
UCUCAUCCCGACUCCUCAUUGCGCGAUUGCGCGUUCGCCAGCGAAAUGGCGUCAGAAGCGGAGGACUCCUGUACAACCGACCCGAAUUUUGCGGUUAUUUGCUCUUUUCUAGAGCGCUUUGCUGAAACAUGCGGAAUUGUGCAUCCUGAUUUCAAAGAACUGCAGCAAAUGUUAGAGAACAACGAGCUAGUUGAUCCUCAGCUAAUCGACUUGCAUGUUAAGCUUUUGAGAAAAGCUCGUAAAUCUUUUACUACUGAGAAAUGGGAAAAGGCUUUGAUUAAAUUUUGCCACACGUUUUGCCAAGAAGAUGCUACGCAAAUCGAAUCUCUUGGAUACAUCAAGUUACCUCUGCUAACAAAAAUUAGGCUAUUGAAGGCUCUUCUCGAAGCUCAGUUUGAUUUGAAUGUGAAAUUCAAAGCUGCUAUCAACAAACUAACAGCAUCUGAAUUACGGCUGACGCCUUUGGGACGAGAUGCUGAUGGACAGAUUUAUUGGGCACAACAAGACAAUAAACUUAACUUGAGGGUGUACCAAGAGGACGAAGAUGAGAAUUCGUGGAAUCUUGUUGUCAAAGAUAGGGAGUCUCUUGCUGAACUAAUAACAAAAUUAUCUGGUGGGAAACUUGGUCCUGCUGACCUUGAAAGUGCAGUCUUGGAUGACGAUAGCAAUCAAAGCCAAGAUGAUGAAGACGAGGAUGUGCAGCCUGAUGACAUUCUACUGGAUACUGGUCAACCUGAAGAUGCCCUGCCUCCUGGCCUUCUAAACGGACCACACAAGAAGAAGAAGAAGUACCACGAAAAGCAGAUAGAUAAUGUGGAAGAGCCUACGAAUGUCGAAAAGGACACAAAGCAUUUGUCCGAAGAGAAAAGAGAAGGAGCAAAAAAUGAUCCUGGUGUGGUAGACGACAAUGCCUCCAAGGAAGAAAAGGCUGAUGAAGUGGGUGAGACAAAGGAAGAACCUUUGAUGGUCAUCGAAGGUGAAGGCAAUGGAGCAGACUGCGAGGCUGUGUUUGGCGAAGCGAUAGAGGAACCAGUGAUGUUCUUCUGCGGCACUGGCUCAGGAAAGGAAUGUGACACAGGCAAUCCUGGUGAAAAUGAGGAGGAGAAGCAACCAGAGAAAGAUGCAGAGAAAGAAAAAACUGAAAAUUCACCCUCCAAGACAGCAGUCUGGAGCAUUGACCAGAUAUGUGGAUCCAGUAAACCAAACAAUCAAUCCUCAUUUUCAAUGAGCAUGAUGUUCGGCAACUUAUCAAAACCAUCUUUUGUGCCCAGUCCAGAGAAGCCAUCUUUUUUCAAUGUAAAUUUUGCGGCUAGUGCAAAAUCUGUUGUGUCUGAGCCAAGCUCAACCUCUAAAGUCGAGGAGGUGAUGGACAUGCCCAAUGAAAAGAUCCAACCUACAGAUAAUAGUGUUGUGACUGCGAGUGAUAAGAUUGAGUCUGAUCUUCCAGCAGUGUCAACAGAGUCAAAAGAAGUUAAAGAGGGUGAAGUGAACACAGCUGUCAAUCAAGAAAGUGAUUCACAAGAGAGAGGUGACUCAAUUUCUACUAAGAAUACUGCUGUUGAAGUAUCUAGAGACGAGGUUGCCGUCAAAGUAUCCACAGACGAGGUUGCCGUCAAAGUAUCCACAGACGAGGUUGCCGUCAAAGGAUCCACAGAUGAGGUUGCUGUCAUAUCCGCAGACGAGCAUGCAAUAGCUGGUUCGGAUGAGGCAAAACCAGAAAGUAAGCUUGAAGAAGAGCAAACAGAACAUACUAGUGUUCAUAAUGAGCAGGCAGACAAGCUUGAAAAUACUGUUGACAAAGAAAAAGUUGACUCUCCAGUGCAAUUAAAAGAGGGUCCAGUCACCGUAAGCCAAGAGCCCAGUGUGGAAACAGAGCUAGAUGCUGAAGAGCCCAGUAAAGAAAAUGUUGUAUCUGCCACAAACGAAUCACCGAAAGAACAAGAGACUCAAGAGAAAUGUGACAAAUUGAAAAAAAUAGGGCCAAACAAAAGCACGGAACCUGAAGAACAGCCGAUGGAGGUGGACGAACCCUCUUCUGAAGUGACGGUGGUUGACAAGAAGGAGAAUAUUGAUAUUGUGGAAAAAGAGCCAACUGAUCCUUUGGACUCAGGAAAUAGCAAGGAAAACGAACCUGAUGAAAAAGCACAUACUUCUACAGAUAGCGAUUUAAACCAGCAAGAUUUGAAAAUUCAAGAGACAACAGGGAUUGAGUGUGAAAAAAUGGAGGCCAUGGAUGUCACUGAAGCAGAGGAGAAAAAUGUUGAUCAAACAGAGGAGGAUCAAACAACUGAAGUUAAAGCAGAGGAUCUGAAAGCUUCUACCUCGGAAUGUGUGAAAAAGGAAAUUCCAGAGACUUUGGAGCUGACAAGCUUAAAAGAUAGAGAUGAUCUUAAAUCUAAAAUUGAUGAAAAGUCGUCAGAGAAAUAUUUCAAAGAGGAUGUAGAGCUUGGCCUUGACAAAACAAAAAUUGUGGAAGUGGAAAAGAAGGAAUCCCUUACAGUGGCAUCUGCAUUAACUUUUGAUUAUAACCCACCUGCCAGUCCAGAAGGCAAGCUUGUAAUCGAAACGAUUCCUCGCUUCACUAGAGGCCGUGGACGACCAGCCAAAAAGAAACUUGGAAACACUGCGCAGCCUGAUGACAAAAAGCCUGAUACACCGUCUGUUCAGUUGCAAAUCACUCCUGGAAGAGGAAGGGGCAGAGGAAGAGGACGGCCGCCGGGCAGACCUAAAGCUGGAAGAGUUGAUUCACUUACUGUGGAUAGUGAUGAAAGCAAAGGCAGCCGAAGCCCAGAUCUUGCCAAUGAAAAAGCUGACGAGGCUUCACCAUCUAAGAGAAUGAGCAGGCGUAUAGCUGUAAUACGACAAAAGGAGGAAGAAGAUAGAAAACGAAAGGAGGCUGAAGCACUGAUUGAAAUGCAAAGGAAACGUGAACUUGAAUUACUUCGGCAGAAGCAGCUGGAAGAACAAAGUUCCAGUGACUCAUCGCCAGACUCUGAUUCAGAGGAAUCAAAUAGUGCUGAAGUUAGGACAAAAAGAAAAUACACGCGGCGAAAGAAAAAAGAUGACUAUGAAGCAGACAUAGCAUUAAAGAAGAAGAAAAAGAAGAAGAAGCGAAGGAGGCGAGGACGAAAGGGUGCAGGUGCUAACCCUUGGGAGUCCUCUGAUUCAAGCGACUCGUCUGAGGAGAGCGAUGGAUUAGAACCAGAGGACGAGGAUGAUGAUGAAGUGCCUGAACUUAAAUCUGAUCAUGAAUUUUCCCCCGAAUCAGAUCUCGAAUUGGGACCCGGAGAAGAACUGCAGCCGGCAAGAAGAGCAAGGACUGUCACUGCUAAGAGAGAAAAAGCUCAAAAAGCCAAAGUUGAAGAGGAGGAAGAUGAAUAUAGAUGCCAGAAAUGUCAAAGCGGUGACCAACCAGAAAUCAUUAUUCUCUGCGACUCCUGUGAUCAGGGUCGUCACAUAACAUGCAUGAAACCACAAAUGCACCUGGUACCUGAAGGAGAUUGGUAUUGUCCACCAUGCGGACAAAAUCGACUCAUAGAAAAACUUACGUCGACAUUGAGAGAUCUUGAUAGGGCCAACAAAAAGAAAUCAAAUGCAGAUCUUAGAAAACAGAGAUUGGCUUACGUUGGAAUUUCUCUUUCAAACAUUAUCCCUUCAAAGGAUGAAGAAGAAUCAGAGGAAAGUGAUGAUCAGCAAGAUGACUCUGUUAUAUCAGAAGCUGGCUCAGAACUGAAAGAAGCCAUAGACGCUGUCGAGCAGGAAGUGGAGGAAGAAAACAUAAGCUCUGGAAGUCAAACUUCGAGUAGCAGCGAGUCUGAAGAACAGAAAUCUGAGGAGGAUGAAGAGAUGUAUCCUUUAAGACAAAGGAGGGCAGCUGCUUCUGUUAAAUACAAUUUCCAAGAAUACGAUGAGAUGAUUGACUCCGCCAUUCAAGAUGAGGUAGAGUUAGUGAAGGGAGCAGGAAACCUAGGCAAAGGCAAAGAUAUUGGAAAUAUAGUUAAUGCUGAAGAAGACGAGCAGGGAUCAGAUAAAGCAUUUGAGCCCGAGGAAAAAGAUAAGAUUGAGGAGAAGGAAGAAGAAAAGCAAUCAGAAUCAGAAGAGGAUGAAGAUGAUGAUGAUCUGAACAAAGCGGCAGCAAAACUAAAGGCCAGAGAAAGGGAACGUUUGGAAAUAAUUGCAAAUGCAAAUGCUAGCAAAAGGAAGCAGAAGAAAAAGAGCAUUGCUUGUUUAGAUGUAUCAAGUGGGGAUGAUGAUCAUGCCUCCGAUGAAGACUUUGUGGGUUCUGACAGUGAUUAUGAAGACGAGGAAGAUGACGACGCAUCUGUUGACAGCGGAGACUCCGAAGUAGUACGUUCCAGGCGGAAACGAGGUGCAUCAGGACCGGUGCGGAGAUCAAACAGAGCACGUCAGUCACGCUAUGACAAAGAAUUCAUUGACGACAGUGAAGCAUCUGAUGACAGUCGUAAGGCUAAGAAAAGCAAAGGUAGAGGCAAGGGCUGGCUAGGGUCAGACUUUUCAGAGUCGGUAGACUCUGAAAGUGAAGAUUCUGACUGGGGAAGAAAGAAAAAGAGGAAGAGGAAUGCACCAACACGAUCACGAGCGCCUGCGAAGAAAAGAAAGAAGGGAGGUAAAAAGAAAGGCAAGUCACGAGCACCUGCAAAGAAGAGGUCCUUGCCAAAGGACUCUGACUCGGACAAGCCUGUUGUUAAAAAGCCUCGGCCUAAACCUGAGAGAAGUGAAAAGCCAAAAAGUCCAGUCCCUGUAGAAAAGAGGACGACAAGAGGCAAGAAAAUCAACUAUCAAGAAAUCAUUGGCUCCGACAGUGAUGAGCCCAAACCUAGUCGAGCUAAAGCACGGAAACAAGUGCUGAGUGAUGAUGAGGCAGAUAUUGCCGAGGAAGGAAAUAUCACGGGCAAGAUUACUCCUAAUAGGAAUGGAACACCUGCAAAAUCUCCAAUGCUUAUGAAAGCCUCUCCAAGCCUUCAAAUAACUGAAAAGUUUCUGCAAGAGAAAACUUCAGUUAUCAUAAAGACGCCAGCUGCAGAUGAUGACGAAGCACUCAUUCCGUUGACUCUCAACCCACCUGAAAAAUUUUUGAAUCCAUCUCUAGAGACCACCAGUCCGGCUUCCAUACCUCAACCCGUUGCUUUUUCCCCAAGCAAAUAUCCAUUUGGUACACCUCCAAGUCAACCACCUCCAGCGUAUCAAGCGCGACCUUCUGCACCCUCCCCUGCUCGGCUUUCUCAACCCGCUCAGCUGCAACCAGCAUUCAGAGGGAAUUUGCCAGCGCGUCCCAGAUUUGACAGCAAAGACACAAUUGUUGGUGUUGGUCGAGGGCAGUACCAACCACCUGCAUACCCACCUGGAGGACCCCAACCGUUUUUCUAUGGGACCGAGGAAUAUUAUGACAAUUUUCCCCAAGAACCGCCUGCCAACUUUGAGACACCAACAGCACCUGCACAAGGCUCAACUGAAGAUGAAGUGGGAGAAUUUGGAGGUUUGGUGUCAUAUUUUUCAAGCCAGCGUGAAGAUGACCUAGAGUCAUAAACUGUCAUUUUGUAUUCUCUCAUAAUAAUGUAAAUAAUAUUUAUGAAAAAAUAGCAAUUUUUAUUUUGCACUCUAUGACAAAGAAAAAGUCUUUUUCAUUUUAAUUUUUGUGGACUGGCCUCAUCUGUAAAUAUUUGAUAGACCAUUAUUUCUGGAAUUGUGAAUAAAUUUUGUUGCUGCAUUCAUCAUGAACAA